CCGGCGCGGAGGCCGGCUGGGCGCGGCGGCGCGCAUGCGCGGGAGGCGGGGACGCCGGAAGCGGCGGUGGGAGCCGAGCGGGGGGGACGCGGCUGCUCGGCGGCGGCGGGCCGCGGCGCGACGCGACGCGCGACGGCCUCCUCCCUCCCUUCUUUCCCUCCUCUCGCCUGGUCCGGUCCCGUCCAGCCCGCCAUGAGCUGUCGGCAGCCGCUGCCGAGCGAGCGCGGAGCGAGGCAGAGACUCACUUUUAGAAAACAAAAUAGAAGGUAAAUCCAGUGGACUGCUAGUAUUUUUUUUCCCUCUUUUCUACCACAAUUUCCCUCAGGAAGAGGAGGCGGAAUGGUAACGAAGAUGACAGUCACAUUCCCCAGACAAAGCGUAGUACCAGAAAUACUGUCCUUCAGGACUCUUGGGACACUGAGGUUAAACACCUCUUCGUGUGUAGAGUAGUUAAUGGCUAAACAAGCUUUAUGGCGGGAGGAGGAAGAAUUUAGUAUGGAACAAGGGAUUGAAGUAGGAGUAAUGAAAUUAAGAAUAUCAGGAAAAACCUUAAUGAAGGUGGCUGUAACGAAAAACAGUAAGGAACACAGACUAAAAGGAAACAGAGUGUCCUGUGCGUCCUCCAGCAGUGAUAGCGGCAGCAGCAGCAGCAGUUGUAGUAGCAGUAGCAUCAACAGCCCUGACAGAGCAAGUGGUCCAGAAACCAGCUUAAACCAGAUAAUUGCAGGAUCCAGUCCUGUCACCUCUCAGUCCUUCCAUGAGCAAUCUGCACUAAGUCAAGGUCCUUACUUCCACAUCAACCAGAUCCUGAAGGAGGCACACUUUCACAGCUUACAGAAUCGGGGACGCCCUCCUACAUGAUGAACCGGCAGUUCCUUGCCUUCUGUGAAGGGACAGCACUGUGUAGAUUUGAUAUUUCAACUUAAAGUUUGUUAAAAUGGAAUUGCACAAAACGCCUGUUGCCUUUUCAGUCUAUAUUUGAAAUAACAGGUUAACAGGAAAUUGUUUACUUGUGGUUUGCUGCACUAUUGCAAUGCAAAAGGGGCUUUGAAGCAAUUUUUAUAGGAUUCUUUUUGGGGUGGUUAUAAAGUACAUGUCAAGGUGAGACUGAGGAAUCCACAUCUGUAUUAUAGGAUUGCAUAAUGAGUCCAAUUCCAAUUGACUGCCUAAUCUGUUUGUUAGCAGUUCGUUGCUUUAUGUAAAGUUCUUUCAAACAUUCAUCUUCAGUUUUAUAAGUCUUUUUUUAAUUUCAAUAAAAUAGUAAAAAAAUUCUUUGGCAAAAUUUUUUUAAAGGCAUGAUGCUAGUUAACUGAUCUUUUAGAGUUAAGACGCUGAGAAUAUCUGCUGUUACUGGAAUCCUUUAGGACUACUCCAGCUGCAACUUUCCACCCAGCUUAGUGUGUGAUGAGCCUUACUUACCUUGCUUGAUCUUUACUGCUGCAGUAUUCAAAAGAAAAUGUGAAACUAGAACCAGGAAAGCUUAGGCAGCUGUAGGCAAAAUAUCAGGUGCCCAUUGGGGUCCUUUAGAUAGCAAAGGAUAGAGUAGCCUGGAGAGGGCUUUUGAACAGGGAGAAAGUAGACCUGUGUAGCUCAGACACCAGUUUCUAAUUGUGAAAUGUUUUGUUUUCUAUUAAAUUGUGUUCUACUGUUCUUAAACACAAAUUUAAGGUUAACAACUCCUAAGGAAUGGGAAGUGAAAGAGUAGCUAGACUUCUGUUUCAGUAGCCAGAUUGCAAAGACCAUCCUGACUGAUGUGAUUUAAGUAGCAAACUAUGAUCUUGCUAAGGAUGGAAAAGUAAUCCUCUUCUGAUAGUAACAGUAGAGGUGUUACCACACCCUGCUGAGAGGAGAGCGUGAGGAUGAAUAUAUAGACAGAUGUGUGGGUUUUGUUCUUUUUUUAUUAUUUUUUUAAUUGAAUCACUUGGUCAUGCCUGAAAGCCAUCCCAGCUUGAAGAGAGAAGGUGCAGCUGUGUCUUCCUCCUCGGUUACAAGCUGCCUGAACAAAGAGCCAGGGCGGAAUGUCUCAUCUUCUGUUCUUGUGAGUGCAGGAGGUGGAACCUGUAUUUUUAUUUUUUAGAGAGAGAGAGUCAGUAGCUAUUACAGCAUACCUUUGGAUUUUUUCCAUGUCCUCACUUACAGUAGCUGCAAGGAGGCAUGGACUACAGCAGAACAGCUGUUCUCAGGCACAUUGAGCCUGACCUAAGUUGUGUUACUGCUGCAGUAGGUGGUUAGUGACAGGCAGGACAGCGGCAGUUCUGAGUGGUACAAGCACAGCUUCUUGCUGUUGUUAGCAACAGUUAACUUCUCAGAUGUCAUUCACUGCUCAAAAACAAUCAUUCUGUAGUGCAGGAGGGAAGGGGCUGUUGCUCUCAAUGCAAGGGGGAAGAACAGAACGCUAAAAGUACAACUCUAGCCUUGCCUAGAGAGCUGUUCUUAAGUAACUGUGGACUUUAACCUUUCCAGAACCUUUUUAGCAUAAAAGAAGUAAGCAUCUGUCAGCAAUUCAGAGAAGUGGGGCCAGUGCAGAAUAUAUGUAUCACCACAGCCUUUGCUACUGCUACAACAGGAAAGGGGAGCGGUAGGAGUGAGACGGACAUCACUACACACUUCUACAGUCUACUACGCCUGAGGUGUAAGAGGUAAAGAAUACCUUCAUUUUAAAGCUUCAGGCUUUUAUACAACCUUUAUACAAUGUCUAGAUCUUAAUGCUUCUGAAUAAUGGAGAACAAGAGUUGCAGAGUAAAAGUUAGCAUCUCAGGUAACAUUCUUUGCUCUGAUAAAAUCAGACCUUUACUCUUCUGUCCUAGUUGAAAGGACAUCACCAUAGAUGGAUAUUGGGUUAAUAAUGGCUGAAGGAAACAGAUUGCUAAAUACUGUUUCCUGUAACAGUGAGGUAUUCCUUGGCUCUCUGUCCUCGGCAUGGGGAGCUCCAUCUAAACGGAUAUUUCAAACUGUGGGAAACACGCAGCAACGUGAUAGUUGUCUGCUAAUAAAAGUCAAACACUGGACAACACAAAGCGUUUGCAGGAGGAGCAAGCCACUCAAUUCACACAGGCUUAAAUACCCAAGCCAGACUUCAUCAGGAGUUAAAGGUCAGCAUCAUACUGGAAGGGAGUUCAAAUAAUUAGACAGUAUUUUCAACAUUUCUUGCAGCCAUCCUUAAAUGAACCAAGUCUUUUAUGCACUGAUCUCAAAAUGCCUCCUCUGUAUAAGUUUUCACUGCAUUUUCAUGGUGGUUAUUGCCUAUGUUUUAUUGCAGAGCAGUGUGCCAAAAAAAAUCCAGGCACCAUCAGUUUUCUUUUUUUUUUUUUGAGGGGCAAGGGGAAAUCCAAACCGUCUCAUGCUGUGUUGCCAUAAUGGUUCUCUCAUUUUACAGAAAAUAAAAAACAGGUUAAAUAUUA
Messenger RNA from Dromaius novaehollandiae (emu), 3401 nucleotides. It is a transcript of the gene VCF1, whose product is annotated as VCP nuclear cofactor family member 1. Lineage: Eukaryota; Metazoa; Chordata; Aves; Casuariiformes; Dromaiidae. Bases 454 to 861 code for a protein of 135 amino acids. The record is from RefSeq and is a predicted model, not a curated record. The transcript has 5 exons.